Eutrema salsugineum is the source of this 312-nucleotide messenger RNA. RefSeq lists its product as uncharacterized. Lineage: Eukaryota; Viridiplantae; Streptophyta; Magnoliopsida; Brassicales; Brassicaceae. The coding region runs from base 1 to 312 and encodes 103 amino acids. The record is from RefSeq and is a predicted model, not a curated record. The transcript has a single exon.
AUGACAUCAAAACAUACCAAAGUGAUGCUUUUCUUGUUAGCCCUAAUCGUAACAUUGAUGUGCCAACCACCCGAAGAAGCUCAGCCGAAUUCGAGCAUAUGUACCGAUACAUCGGCAUUAGAUAAUGUGCCGGGAUGUUUUGAUGCGGUGAAAUUAGCGGCGGACAAAGAUACCAGAUGGCUAUCAAUAGAUUGUUGCAAAGCAGUGAAAACACUUCCCGAUUGUCUUUUGAUUGUCUAUCCUGAUAAAGCUUACAAUACUGAAAUCUUCAAAAGCAUUUGUGUCCAAAAGUUCGCUGGAAUAAUUUCAUAA